UUGUAAGCUGAUUAGCUGGCUGCUCCAUCCCACGCUGCUCCUGGAGGGAGGAGAUUUGGAGCUAAAAUAACCCCUAAGUCCUCUCAGCAACAUGUUUACAGGUCAGGUUAACACACACAAACACACACACAUUCAUAAAGUGAGGCAUCACUGUAGCUCUCAGGUGGAGUAGAAUUUAAAUUAGCUCUUUCUGUGAGUCUGUCUCUCUCUUUCCCCUGUCACAAAUCAAUCAGGUAGAACGAGAGAGGUCGGCUUCAGCUUUUUUUGGGGGAUGUGACGACCAGCUCUGCAGCUGAAGUCUAAGUUCUUAGCCGGGAUACUUAACCUGAUUCAUGCAUGUGUCUGUAGGAGCGUGCAUACGAGCUCUGGAACGGGUCUUAUUCUUUGUUUCCAUGCCGACCCUCAGGAUGGUGUGAGUGUGUUGUCUUCGGUGGGCUGAAGGCAGCGAGGUAUCCCGCAGUCCUGAGCACUGCUAGCAUGCCUGUGCAUCAGAUAUCCGUUGUGCCCAUCGCCAAGGAGACUACCAAUAGUUCCAGCCGGAAUAGAGACAAGAGUAAAGAGAAUGAGGCACCUAGACGAUCAGGGAGUCGAUCCAGCAAUAUAUCUAAGGCGAGCAGUUCCACCCCAGGAGCCGUGCUGAACAGUGUCUCUCAAACAUCAGUUACACCGUCCUCACAGGACAUAUGCAGCUCUAGUGGUCGAGCUAAACUUGAAGUAGAUGGCUCAGAUCAGACUACACCCAUCAUGCCCAUAAACCCCGCCUCCGACUCCGCCCCCAACGCAAAGCGGCAAGUCAAACGCCGUAUCCGCCGGCGACGGGAGAGCACCGGGAACGUUGGGUGUACAACAGAGUGUGUGGAUCAACCGAGACAUUCACGGUUGCGUAAGCAAACACACACACACUCUGACUCCUCCUCAGAGGACGAGCAACGCUGCCGAGAAGCUCGCUCCUGGAGCCACCAGAAAGCACGACGGAGACGCAGCGGCGGCCAACACAUGCAAGCACGUUCCCGUGAGAAACGGGACACCACUAAGCUCAUGUCUGUAAACUCAGAUGAGGAACAGAAAGAGAACCAGCCACCACUGUGCAAGGGCUCCAACACCAGGGCCCAUAAAAAGAUGUCAAAAUGGGAGCAGCGUAGAGGCCAAAACCAGGCAGCCAAUCACAGAAAAGGGAAUGAGCUUGGUAAUAAUAGGACCGCCAAUGAAGAGGAAGAGCCUAUUACAAAGACGUAUGAGGAAAGAGGUUCAGGAGAUCCAAAUAUGUCUGUCCCGUCCCCUUGUAAAUGCACUAUUCCUAUCAAUCAAAAUGGUGCCACGCAACAAGCAUGCACUGAUGAUGAGCUAGAGGUGUGCAGGAUCUGUCACUGUGAAGGUGACGAGGAGUGUCCGCUCAUCACCCCUUGCCAUUGCACAGGAAGUUUGCGUUUUGUGCACCAGGGCUGCCUGCACCAGUGGAUCAGGAGCUCCGACACACGCUGCUGUGAGCUGUGCAAAUAUGACUUCAUCAUGGAGACACACCUCAAGCCUUUGCGCAAGUGGGAAAAACUACAGAUGUCUACGAGCGAGCGGCGGAAGAUCUUCUGUUCUGUGACUUUUCACCUGGCUGCUGUGGUGUGUGUCAUCUGGUCACUCUACGUUCUGAUUGACCGCACAGCUGAAGAGAUCCACCAAGGCAAGGACAAUGCCUUGGUGCGUUUGUCCCCUCUCAAUGCAGUAGGGGUGCUGGAUUGGCCGUUCUGGACCAAGCUCAUCGUGGUGGCGGUUGGCUUUGCUGGAGGACUUAUCUUCAUGUACAUUCAGUGCAAAGUCUACCUGCAGCUUUGGAGGAGGCUGAAGGCUUUCAACAGGAUCAUCUUUGUACAGAACUGCCCCGAUACCAUCCGCAACGGAGAGAACAGGCCGCCCCCAGUCACCCAGAGCAACGGGACACCGGAGGCUCCCGCUCCUCAGACACAAACAAACACAGGAGUGGAAAUGGCCCCUGUUUGACGAUGGAUGCUUGCUACUCUGAAUCUCAGUAGUUGAAAAGUUUAGGAAAGGGCUUCUGGUGUAUUUGACAGAAUUGAUGUGAUUUAUAUAAAACAAAGGCACUUUUUAAUUUUUAUUAGCGGGUGGGUAAACUUAUGUAAAAAGUUCAUAUAGGGCGGUCAAAUUAUAACAUUAAAGGAAUGGCUCAAUGACAAAAUCUUUAUUUUGGGAUAAACCAUUCUUUUAGUUGUGAGCAAUUUGCUAUAUACAAAACAUUAUCACAUUUGAUCCAUUCUUAAAUAGUGUAAUAAGGUAUUUCCCUAUUAUCUGAGCCAUUUAAGCUUUAACAACCUUCAAUCAUUAAGUCGAUUAAAAAGGCAAGACACUAUAAUCAAAAAUAUUUUUCAAGCACUGGUCAAUGCUGAGAUUUUGACCAAUUUGGCUUUCCAUAAUGUUUCAGUAUAGGGUGACAUCAGAAAUACACAUUUCAGUGUUUCUUGCACUUUCAAUUACAAAACAUAUCUUUCAAGGCCUUUUUUCAAAGAGUUUUUUAUGAGUUACUACAGGUUUGUUCAUGUAUUAGUUGCCUGUAUUUAUACAAUAAUUUACUCCUAAAAACAUGGUUAAAAACAUUAUUUUUUUGACUGUUGACAGUGUUUUCUGAUUUAUUAAGUGAUAAACAGAGAUGUUCAGAAUCCCCCCAGUAAUCUUUGACUGUGUCAACAAAAUGAAACAAGAAUUUUGAUCCUGGUUUUAGCUAAUGUUUGGAUUUCUAUUCUGUAUAUUAGUGCAUAUUUAGUUACAUUUGUAUUUUCAAACAUAACAUUUCAGAAAACUUAUUACAAAACAGAUUUUUUUUUUUUAUGUAAACAAUCAACGAGAAGUUUGGUGAUAUCUAAAAGAUUAGCAAAAAUUUCCAUUUAGUCACUCUCGGGUUAUUCAAGAUGUAGAUUAAUUUGUUUCAUCUCAUUACAUCUCUUGCUCUGCAGUGAAUGGGUGCUGUCUGAAUGAGUCCAAACAGCUGAUAAAUUUCUGUUUUGAUGAAGAAACGAACUCAUCUACAUCUCAGAUAGCCUGAUAAUGAGUAGCUUUUCAGCAAAUUUGUAUUUUGGGAAGAACUAAUCCUUUAAUUGUGUUAUCCUUUUCACCUGGGGUGUCUUGCCUUAAUCAACUGGCAGCCCUGUUCUAAAGCCUACAUACCAUAUAUUACUGGUUAGAUCUAAGCA
Carassius auratus (goldfish) is the source of this 3197-nucleotide messenger RNA. Its product is annotated as E3 ubiquitin-protein ligase MARCH1-like. Lineage: Eukaryota; Metazoa; Chordata; Actinopteri; Cypriniformes; Cyprinidae. The record is from RefSeq and is a predicted model, not a curated record. The transcript is spliced from 7 exons. Bases 478 to 1992 code for a protein of 504 amino acids. Gene Ontology annotation, molecular function: zinc ion binding.